GGGACUUGACGUACCCACGAUCUUUCUGUUGUCGUCUUGCUCUUUUCUGUUUCCACCGUUCAUUAUUUUCUCAUACUGGUUGUUUCUUCAUUCCACCCACCCAUCUUUCAAGAUGAAGAGGAUCUGUCGUUCCAGUCAACGGUCGCCGUCCCUUUUGCGGCCUCUAACACCGGUUACCCAUCAGCCUCGUCUCGUGCCAAUUGCCAUUCAACCCUCGACGACAACAACAUCAAAGACAGUCCCCAGCCGUCGCCAUGCCAGCUCGCUCUCCCAGAGACCAGAUGCUAGCCAUGUCAUGUUUCCGGGAGCCGUCAAAUCUGCUUUCUGCAACACCAUGACCUUUGAGGAACCCUCAAAAUACGAUGCUCUACCAACCUACCGGGCCGUCGACCAACACGGCCAAGUGGUCGACCCUUCGUUCAAGCCCGACUUGAGCGACAAGGAAGUGAUCAAGCUCUACCACGACAUGCUGACGGUUUCCAUCAUGGACCUGAUCAUGUUCGAUGCGCAACGCCAAGGCCGCCUCAGCUUUUAUAUGGUAUCAGCGGGCGAAGAGGCCGUUUGCGUGGGGAGUGCCUCGGCGCUUUCUCCGGAGGACGUGGUGUUUUGUCAAUACCGCGAGCAGGGUGUAUUCAAGCAGCGCGGGUUUCAGUUGAGUGACUUUAUGAACCAGCUGUUUGCUAACCAUAAGGAUUCGGGCAAGGGGAGGAACAUGCCGGUGCAUUACGGGAGCAAAGAGUUGAAUAUUCAUACAAUCUCCUCGCCAUUAGCUACCCAGCUUCCCCAGGCUGCCGGAGCUGCGUAUGCUCUCAAGAUCCAAAGGAUGCAAAAUCCCACGGUGCCCCCGAGGGUAGUAGCCGCCUACUUUGGCGAAGGCGCCGCAAGCGAAGGUGAUUUCCACGCCGCGCUCAACAUUGCCGCUACCCGUGGCUGCCCAGCGGUCUUCAUCUGCCGCAACAACGGUUACGCCAUCUCGACCCCAACUCUGGAGCAGUACCGCGGCGACGGCAUCGCCAGCCGCGGCCUCGGCUACGGCAUCGAGACCAUCAGGGUAGACGGCAACGACUUCUGGGCCGUGCGGGAGGUGACCAAGCGGGCGCGCGAGCUAGCCCUACAAGACGGCGGCAAGCCGGUCCUGAUCGAGGCCAUGACUUACCGCGUCAGCCACCACAGCACGUCGGACGAUUCGUUUGCGUACCGUGCCAAGGUGGAGGUGGAGGACUGGAAGAGGAGGGACAACCCGAUCGGAAGGCUGCGCAAGUGGAUGGAGGCCAAGGGUAUCUGGGACGAGAACAUGGAGAGGGAGGCGCGCGAUAGCAUCAGAAGAGACAUCCUCAAGGCGUUCUCCCAGGCGGAGAAGGAGAAGAAGCCUGCUAUCAGGACCAUGUUUGAGGAUGUGUAUCAGGAGAUGACGCCGGAGAUCAAGGCGCAGAUGAAGGAGUUGAAGGAACAUCUGGAGCAGUACCCGGAGGAGUAUGACCUUGGGGAUUUUGAGGGCGGGAAGGACAGCCUAGCUAGGUAGGUGUGGUAGGGUAGAUGUCGAAAUAAGCGACUUGGGUCUUUUUCAUCUGAUGCUGAGGAUUUCAUCCCAA
Molecule: messenger RNA, 1592 nt
Organism: Neurospora tetrasperma FGSC 2508
Lineage: Eukaryota; Fungi; Ascomycota; Sordariomycetes; Sordariales; Sordariaceae
Product: 2-oxoisovalerate dehydrogenase alpha subunit mitochondrial precursor
Exons: 2
Coding region: 113-1522 (469 amino acids)
Biological process (GO): branched-chain amino acid catabolic process
Molecular function (GO): oxidoreductase activity, acting on the aldehyde or oxo group of donors, disulfide as acceptor
Source: RefSeq, a predicted model, not a curated record